Fragaria vesca subsp. vesca is the source of this 1394-nucleotide messenger RNA. RefSeq lists its product as uncharacterized. The coding region runs from base 60 to 800 and encodes 246 amino acids. The record is from RefSeq and is a predicted model, not a curated record. The transcript has a single exon. NCBI's taxonomy places the organism in Eukaryota, Viridiplantae, Streptophyta, Magnoliopsida, Rosales, Rosaceae.
CUCACCCCUUCUAGGGUUACCGUUACCCAACCAACCCAACGAUCUCAAAUGCUCGUCGGAUGGCCAUGAAGCGAGACUUCCCGGAAUCGGAGAAGCGCCUCUGCGGCGGGUGCGGCUCAUCCGAGCGGUGGCUCCUCCACUACAUCCGCCUCCGCGGAACCUUCCAGCGUCUCUGCACCAACUGCCUCCUCAAGAAUCACCCGGGCCUCUUCUGCCCCGUCUGCCUCGACGUCUUCGACUUCGACCACCCGCCGCCGCCGCGCGACCGCGUCAUGUGCGUCAAGUGCCCCUCCAUCGCCCACAACGCCUGCGCCAACUGCGCCUCCUUCGAGUGCCCUCCCUGCUCCCAGUCCUCCACCUUCUCCUUCUUCAACUUCGACCGCGACGCCGCCGCAUCCGGCGGCGGCGCCGCGGCGCAGCUCCUCGGGAGGGAGUCCGCCAAGGCGUUCGUGGCCGCGGCGAAAAUCGCGGCGAAUUCGAUGAAGAAGGCCGCCGCCGCCGCCAGGAGCGACGCCGAGCGCCGCGUCAAGGAGGCGGUGUCGGCGAAGAAGCGGGCCAGGGAGGCGCUGGAGGUGCUGGCGUUUCUGGUGAGUAAAGAGAAGGUGGAGAAAGGUGAGAUGAAUUCCGGUAGAGUGGAGCAGCAGAAGGCGAAAUCGGAGACGACGAAUCCGGCUGCAAUGCAGGUUCUGGCCAGUCUGGCUACUUCUAUGGCGGCAGAGGGAACCAAUGGGGUGCGACCGAAUCAGUUGCAGAGCAAUGAUAUGGAGGAAGGAGGUGAUCGAGUCAAGGAAGGAGCUUGAGCAGGUUUGGCAUGUGCAUUGUGUAGGAUGAUGAUGAUGCUCAGUUUCAGCUAUUGCCUAGUUGGUGAGUCUCUUUCUUAGUUGCAUUUGUUUUUAUUCAAAUUUGAUGCGGUGCCUGGGAAUUUUUCCGGUGACAUUAGAGAUCGUUUGUUGUUGUGUACUCGUUUUUCCAAUACAGUUUUGUGUAGCUGAUUAUCAUCAAUGUUACUCUCUGGUCCGCUCUGUAUCUACUCUGCUUUUGACCUGUUUAGCAUGAAAGGUUUUGUGGUGCAUUGGCUAUGAAUUUCUACAUGAUCCGUGUGAUGGCCUUUUGCUUGUUUGUUUAUUAUGUAUUAUCUUUUGCUUUAAAAGUUAAUAUGAGGAGAAGCUAGUAGUAUGGCAAUCUGGCAUUCAUCAUAAGUUCGGGAGAAAUUUUGUUUUCAUUACUUUGAAUUUAUUUUCUCUUGCUACUUCAUCGUGUCCAUUUCAUGGCCUUCUUUUAAAUCACAUUGGAACUCCCAACUAUAUAAUGUUACAUGGAGUCAAGUUACAUUGUGGAGUAGGUAUUUCUGAUAACAAAUGCUGUGUUCAUAUGAUACUGGAUUUCGGUAAUUC